This is a messenger RNA of Camelus dromedarius (Arabian camel), 3568 nucleotides long. RefSeq names its product peptidylprolyl isomerase like 6 (gene PPIL6). The transcript is spliced from 8 exons. The record is from RefSeq and is a predicted model, not a curated record. The coding region runs from base 60 to 983 and encodes 307 amino acids. Gene Ontology annotation, molecular function: peptidyl-prolyl cis-trans isomerase activity. Gene Ontology annotation, biological process: protein peptidyl-prolyl isomerization. NCBI's taxonomy places the organism in Eukaryota, Metazoa, Chordata, Mammalia, Artiodactyla, Camelidae.
AGCGCGGUUACCCCGGCGACGCGCACUGUUUGUGGUCGGAGGAGUCUUCGCGCGCCGCCAUGGCGAGCACACAGCAAUCGGCCCCGUGCAGCUCGCAGUCGCCGCCCGAGCAGCCGCUGCAGGUGAAGGUAGUGGGGCUCUUCAAAAGUUCCAGCUUUCAGAUUGCGAAGAGCGCCGCUGAGAAUUUGAAGAGUAAUUAUCCAUCCACAUUUGAAGAUCCUAUAAUAAUUCCUGUUCAAGAAUUUGCAUGGGAUCAAUAUCUACAGGAGAAGAAAAGGGAACUUAAGAAUGAAAUCUGGGAAUAUUCUGCCUAUGUGAUGUGUUUUAUUAAUGAUCAGCUCCUCGGCAAUGCCCUUGAUCUUCAGAAAUGGGCCCACAAGGUGUGGAAUAUAGUUGAUUUUAAGUCCCCUGCACUUUAUGAAGCACUUACAAUGGAUUAUUCUGCCAAAUUCUUAAGAGACACCAAGCAUGAUUUUGUGUUCUUGGACAUUUCUAUUGAUUUUUAUCCAAUUGGAAGACUAAUUUUUGAGCUAUACUGUGAUACAUGUCCCAAAACAUGUAAAAAUUUUCAGGUCUUGUGCACAGGAAAAGCAGGGUUUUCCCAAAGUGGCAUCAGGCUACAUUACACAGGUUCAAUUUUUCAUCGAGUAGUGCGGAAUGGCUGGGUACAAGGAGGAGAUAUAGUUGCUGGAAAAGGAAAUGGUGGAGAGUCAAUUUAUGGACCAACAUUUGAAGAUGAAAACUUCUCAAUUCCUCACAAUAAAAGGGGAGUUCUUGGAAUGGUCAACAAAGGCCAUCACAGCAAUGGGUCACAGUUCUACAUCACACUACAACCAACUCCCUAUCUAGAUAGAAAAUAUGUGGCUUUUGGGCAAUUGAUUGAAGGAACAGAUGUUCUUCAACAACUAGAACUGGUUCCCACAGAAAAUGAAAGACCAGUACAACAAUGUAGAAUUAUUGAUAGUGGAGAUCUUUAUGCUUAAUUUUCAUAUCAAUAAUUUCUGACAAUUUUUUUAUCAUAUAUCUGAUCCGCUGUUUCUAGAUUUAAUUAAACAGUGCUUGAUAAAAUUUAAUUUGAAAACUGUGGGAGACGUUGUAGAUUAGCUCACCCAACACCCACUCUUUCCCCAGUUUCCUAUCUUGUCUCUGCUGUAAAGACAAUAAAAGCAAGAUUACACACUAUUUCAGCCUCCUUUGCAGCUAGGAGUGGCUGUGGGACCCUCCACCCAGUCUUGAAUGCAGAGAGGCUGGAGCCAUGAAGGUCAGGCCAAGAGAACAACACAGAAGUCAGCCCCAACCCUCGAGCUGUGGAACCAAUACCAACAACUACCUACAUCUGGGCUUCUUACUAUCUGAGGCAGAUAGACCCCUGCCUGUUGGUUGACUCUUUUGUUACUUGUAGCCAAAACCAUUCUUAAUUUAGCAGCAGAACAUAAUGGCCUCUGAAUCCUAAAACAUUUGUACCUAUAAUAGAAUUAUGUUGUUGUCUGUAAUUAUACUUCUGCCAUAAGAAACUUGGUAAAUAACCGAAUAGGAAAGAGGUAAUAGAAAAAAAAUUCAUUGUAAUAGUUCACUGUUCAUACACAGCAUUUAGAAACGGGUACACACUUUGGAUGCCUUUAUAUGACAUGAAUAGAAUGCUCGUCUCUGAGCCAUUCUAACCAUACGAAAACCAAGAGCUUGGGUUAUAGUCUCUGGUGGUGGGUUCCUGAGAUGUUAUUGGGAUCCAGCUUUAUCAGCUGUUCCCUUAAGCUGAGAUGCUUAAACUCCUGUCACCUUGGGAACUUUUUCAACACAGGCUGCUGGACCCCAUCCUUGACCCGCAGAAUCUUGAGAUGUGGGACAGGGAUUGUAUGUACUGUCAGCUCUCCCCCCGGAGGUUCUUACUUAGUCACCUGGGCACUGGUUACUUGGGAAUCACUGCAAGAUGUAAGUAACAGGUUUCAGCCUCCUUUCUGUAGCCAGUGAAGUGCUUGCCUCUGUCAGCGGUGACCAUGCUCUGCUGCCACCAUCCGUGCUGUUGCACUGUUUUUCUGCCCAGAGCCAUUGAGCUUUUCUUGCCCUUAGCCAAAGCUUUGUCUUCCAAGAAUGAUCUCUCUUUGAGCCAGUCUUAAGGAGACAGCCCUCUAAUUGACUUGAAGCUUGCCAGAUAGCCAAAGGAUUAAAAAAAAUUUUUUUUCUUUUUAAUGGGGGUACUGGGGAUUGAACCUAGAGCCUCGUAAGUGCUAAACAUGUGCUCUACCACUGAGCUAUUACUCUCACCACUUUAAUUUUUAAUUUUGAAAUGAUUAUAGAUUCAUAGGAAGUUGCAAAAAUUCUAUAGGGCAGUCCUGUGUACGGAUCACCCAGUUUCCCCAGUGGCCUAUCUACACAGCUAGAGUACAAUAUCAAAACCAGGCAGUUGACACUGGUACAGCUGUCAUUUUAUCACGUGUAGAUCUGCGUGACUGGUACCACAAUCAAGAUACAGACCUUCUUGAGUGCCACAAAGACCUCCCUCAGGAUAGCCCUUUAUGGUUACACCUACUCCCCUGCUCCCUAUCAUCCCUACCCCCUGACAACUGGCAUAUUCUUUCUUUUUAAAAUAACAGCUUCAUUCAUAUUGGCAUAUACUUCUAUCCUAAGAUCUGAGAGGAGGAUGGGGAGAAAGCAUACUGCCUGCCUUACAUUCUCAACUCCCCCAAGGGCAGCAGAGUUAAGAACGUGUGUUCUAGAGCCAGACCGCCUGGGUUUGGAAUCCUGGCUCUGCCCUUUACUUGCUGUACGAACUCAGGCAAGAACUUCACUGUGCCUCUAUUUCCUCAUCUCAAAACAGUAGCACCUAUCCCAGAGUUGUUGUAAGGGUUCAAGGAAUCAAUCGUGUGUAGACACGACCUUGAGUAGGCCUGUAAGUGCGCGAUACAUGCAUGCUUAAUAAACUCCUGGUGCCGAGGAACUUGUAUUUAAAAAAAAGUUCCUCAAUGACUAACAGCUAGACUAAGGAAACACUGAAGAGGAGGUUUCUCCUCUUCUAUUCUUACGAGUUUUGGCCACCCUGAGAAUUCAAGCUGUUUAUAUGAAACCUCCAGAUCCGCUCGCUAGGCCUCUGGAGGGGUUUCUCUGGACAGAUUGGUAACAUCUCAAACAAAGGGACGCUGGGCUUGCUACAAAGACUCUCACCAACUCAUGAAGCAUGUGAUGGAUGAAACUGACGCUUUGCAAAGAUCAUGGUUAAAACAAAUUACAAGCCUUAGUCAUGUAAUAACAAGCAGUAGGGCAAUUCAUACUGGCAAUGAACCUGUAUAUUAGGGCAUAAAGCAUUUGUCUGAUACUAUGAAAGAACUGAGAUCUUUGCAUGGGUAUAAGAAACUGAUCUCAGCUCCCUUUAUUUUUCAGCUUAGCUGCAAUGUAAAAGUAGAACUCUGCUAACCACCGUCUAAAGGAUGGCAAGAUCAUGAUGCCUGUGUUUAAUUUCAAGUCCUACUUUCAGGCUGUGUAGAAACUUUAAUCACAGAUCUGUCUAUGCAGUGUUUUUUAUUACCAUCAUCACACCGUGAUACUUCUGUAAUAGAAUAUAUUCUGUCUUAAA